Molecule: messenger RNA, 5833 nt
Organism: Acipenser ruthenus (sterlet)
Lineage: Eukaryota; Metazoa; Chordata; Actinopteri; Acipenseriformes; Acipenseridae
Product: coiled-coil domain-containing protein 186-like
Exons: 16
Coding region: 253-3018 (921 amino acids)
Biological process (GO): vesicle cytoskeletal trafficking
Cellular component (GO): trans-Golgi network
Molecular function (GO): small GTPase binding
Source: RefSeq, a predicted model, not a curated record
GUGUGCAGGUGACCGCAAUAUACAAUAUUGCUGCCUUGCCCUUUAAGGAUGUGCUGUAUGACAUCAAACUAACGCUGCGUUCCUAUAGGCUGAAUAUCCACCAGCUGCUUCCACUACUGUGGCCAUUUUUAUUGGUGUGUCAUCUACGAGUGGCUCGGUAGAUGCAAAAAAAUGACCCCCUGCAUUUGAAUAAUUAACAAAACCACAUAAAGAAGAAGGAGCAGUACCCAGGCUGUAAGUAAAAGGGAAAGGAUGGAUCAGACUCCACCAGAAGCACAGGACAUGACCGCCAGUGAGGAGCUGCCAAAAACUAACCAGGAGAGUUCAGGAACACCCGACCGUGACAGUACUGUGAGCAGAAAGACUCCUGAGGAUUCGGAAGAAACCAGCAGAGCUGAAAGCACUUGUACUGACCCCCAAGAGGACUGUCCAGUGGACAAGGCUGACAGUCCCGUUACAGAGCCUUGCCUUGCAGAUUGCACAGAAAGCUGUGCCGUGGAAGAUCAAGUCUUCACACCAGAUCAUGGUGGAAGUGGAGAACUGUGUUACCCAGAUUCUGCUCAGGAGGAGGAGGCCCCAUUCGUGGACAACUUGGCAGGUGGGGAUGGAAUUGCAAAGGUGGAAACUUCCAUUGGGUCUACAAGACAGUCUGCAACACAAUUGCUGGAAGAAGGUGACACCAUAAACAAUGCAGAGCCAGUAUCACAGACUUCUGAGAACUUUAACUCAACAAGUCCUUAUGACACAGACUUUAGCAAGAAGCUUAUUUCUGAAAUCCAGCGUUCAUUAUCACAAGAGUCCUUGUUAGAUGAAAUUGAAUCCGAAUUGCUUUCUUGUCAACUUACAACUGAACGUACUUUUCCUAAUGGGAUAAAAACGAAUCAAGACUGUCUAGUUAUGUUUGACAAAUGUGUACAGAAUAAAUACUUGCAACAAGAAAAGACAAUCAGAAGGUUGCUAGAUGACAAUAAAAAGCACCAGGAUCUUAUUUUAGCAAUCUGUUCAGAAAAAGACAACAUGAAAGAAGAGCUGAAAAAGCGCUUUGAGACUGAAAAACAGCACAUUGGUUCCAUUAAAAAGACAGAGGCUAGAGUGGAGGAGCUCACAAAAGAACUGAAAGCUUCAAAGGACAAACUGGUUUCCCAAGAUGCAGCUGCCAAGAAUGCAAUUCAUCAGGUACAAAGAGAGAUGGCCUUCAGGCUCGACCAAGCUCACAGGAAGUGUGAGGAGGCACGUCAGGAGAAAGAGUCCAUGGUGAUGAAGUAUGUCCGGGGAGAGAAGGAGGCUCUCGACCUUCGGAGAGAGAAGGAAGUGCUGGAGAAGAAGUUUCGAGAAGCAAACAAAGAAAUGGAGAAACACUCCAACAGAGCCAAACAGCUCGCUCAAGAGAAGGGGAGGCUGCAGCAGCUCUAUGAGACAAAGGAAGGAGAAGCUGCCAGACUGAGCCGGGAGAUUGAAAAACUAAAAGAAGAAGUCAAUUCCCACGUGAUCAAGGUGAAAUGGGCCCAAAACAAGUUAAAAACCGAAUCAGAUGCACACAAGGAAACCAAGGAAAGACUCCGAGAUACUACCAGCAAACUAACUCAAGCUAAAGAAGAGGCUGAGCAGAUAAGGAAAAAUUGCCAGGAGAUGAUUAAAACAUAUCAGGAAUCUGAAGAAAUUAAAUCUAAUGAGCUUGAUGCAAAGCUUCGAGAGACCAAGGGAGAGCUGGAGAAGCAAAAGCAGGAAAGAACAAACCAGUUAGAGAUACACCACGUUAAAACCAAAGAGCUUGAUGAUCUGAAGAGAACCUUUAAACAAGGGAUGGAUGAACUGCAUACUUUGAGAACUAAGGUGAAGUGCCUGGAGGAUGAAAGGUUAAGAACAGAGGAUGAAUUAUCAAAAUACAGAGAGAUAAUCAACAGACAGAAAUCUGAACUUCAGAAGCUACUGGAUCAAGUUAAAGUUGUACAGAGAUUGGAAGACCAGCAUCAAAGAGACGAGCAGUGCAUUGUAUCCUUGAAAGAGGAGAUGGAGAACCUGGAAUCUCUGAUCACAGACCUACAGAAAGACGUGGAAGGGAGUCGAUUAAGAGAGUCUGAACUGCUGGGCUUCACAGAGAAACUGACCAGCAAGAACGCUCAGCUGCAGUCUGAAGCCAACACGCUGCAGAUUCAGCUGGAUCAGCUGACCUUCAGAGAGAGGGAGAUGGAGACCCAGUUAGAAGAGAAGGGCCACAGCAAUGCUGAGCUGACAAAUAGAUUACAGAAAGAGGAACAGUUGAGGCAGGAGGAAGUCCAGACUCUUCAAAGUGAGCUAACAUCACAGAGCAAAGAAAUGGCUGGACUUAAAACUAGUAUCGAAGAACUGAACGAUGAGCUCGCUACGCAGAAACGAAAGCAGAUGGCAAAUCUAAAGGACCUUACUAAACAACUCCUGCUAGCACGAAAAAAGCUUGAUCAGAUGGAAAAUGGCAACUAUGACAAAGAAGCCAGCAGCAUGGGGAGUCGUUCUAGCUCAUCAGGCUCUCUAAAUGCGCGCAGCAGUAAUGAUGAUCGCUCCCCAGAAAACACAGGCUCAUCGGUCGCAGUGGACAGCUUCCCUGAAGUAGAUAAAGCUGUUCUGAUCGAGAGGAUUGUGCGGUUACAGAAAGCCCACGCACGAAAGAAUGAAAAGAUUGAGUUUAUGGAGGACCACAUCAAACAGCUGGUGGAGGAAAUUAGAAAGAAAACCAAAAUUCUCCAGAGUUAUGUUCUACGGGAGGAGACUGGCGCACUGUCUACUGAGGCCUCAGAUUUGAACAAGGCUCACCUGAGCAGAAGAGGAGGAAUCAUGGCCUCCCUCUACACAUCUCAUCCAGCAGACAGUGGCCUCACACUGGAUCUGUCUCUGGAAAUAAACAGGAAGUUACAGGCAGUGUUAGAAGACACGCUGCUGAAAAACAUUACAUUGAAGGAAAGUCUUCAGACCCUUGGAUCAGAGAUAGAAAGACUAAUAAAACUCCAGCAUGAACAGGAGCAGCGGGCAAAGAAGAAAUAAAUCUGUCCAGGUUCAGCUAACCAAGGAAUGUAAAUAAAAUGAAGAGAUGCUCUACAAUGUCCAACACCAGUCAGCCAAUUAUUUAGUUUUCUCUGCAUCGGAAAGUCUGUAAUAUCUGUUUAACUGUUAUGAACAGGUGACAACAUGAAUGCACAGUGUGUGUGUGUGUGUGUGUGAUCAAACUGAUCCUGAAUAAUUGUAAAUCCUAAAAUGUACCAAAAGUAAGAUCUCUGGAGUUUCCUUUUGUCAACCGAAAUACAAAACAGAUAUUUCCUUCUGGACCAGAUUGUUUUUUAUCAUUCUCUGCAGAUGCAGGGAGUGCUUUUUGUCUCCUGGAUUUCACUUAAUCAUGCUUUUAAAACAUAUCCUCAAAAAAAAAUCUGUUCCUUUUUUAAUCACACUUGCGCCUUUUCAGCACAAGCAAAUAACUUGUUGCCUGCGGUGUGAGAGUUUAAACAGCUGUGUUUAUUUAACGAGAAAGCCACCUCAAAAGAAUGCAUCUCCUAAGAGCCCAGUUGCAUUUAUGUUUUUAAAAUUAAUUAGACCUACAAAUUGCAUGCUGGUUUUUAAGUACUUAGUUAAUAGGGCAUGACUGUUCUAACAAUACUUAGAAGCAUUGGGGUAAAGUUUUAUCUGCCACUGAAAUAGAAGAAUGAAAUGCAAAGUAUAAAAACUAAAUAUAAACUUGCAGCCCAAAUCAGCACACUGAAGAUUGUUGUCGAAGGAUUUCUGGAAGUAAUAUCUCACAUGCACAACGAACCUUCCAUUGUUUCUAUACUUCCAACAGCUCUGAAUGUAACCCUGUUCUUCUAUCUGUGUGUGCUGACUGUAAUCUUGUUUUCUUGUUCUGUGUACUUGCAAUGCAAUUUAAAAUCUAAGGUAGUCUUCAGUAUUCUUUUACAAUGUGUCUGAUUUGAGCUCUUGAUUUUUUUUCUGUAAAACAUGUAUGUUUCUUCUCUUGGUUUUUGUUAUCAGGCAGUUUCCUCAGCAUAGUGUAUUCUCUUUAUUUUCAACAGAUUCUACCUGUAGUGUAGAAAGUUCACUCCUUGCUUAUGGAUCUACACUGUGCAGUAGGAGGUAUUCCUGUAUGAAACCGUGAAUGAAUUAUUACUAUACAACACUCAUGUUGUCUCUGGGUUUUAUGCUAUUUGCUGAACUUUUUUUUACAUCAAUUUUUAGGUGUCUGGCAUUGUAGCUCACCUUCAAAUGAAAAGUGAAGCUAUCCAUGUAUUGAGUUUUACUAGCUCAUGUGUGUGUGUGUGUGUGUGUGUGUGUGUGUGUGUGUGUGUAUAAUUAAUAUAUAUAUAUAUAUAUAUAUAUAUAUAUAUAUAUAUAUAUAUAUAUAAUAUGGUAUUUCAUGAACUAACCUAAAUCUAAAUUUGAUUUAAUAGAUGUUUAAGUGUUUAAAAGGGGUACAUAAAAAUGUAAUGUCUAUAGUAUGAAGUUGAAUAAAUGGAAAUUGUAAAUGGGGUUAAAUUGCAAUCGUGCACUUGGAAUGUGCGCCUUAAAGCAUGCAAAAUGUUAUUUCUUUCAGAUGAAUAUAAAUACAAAGACACUAAUAAUCUGGAGAUGAAGUGCAGAUACCUCAGGGGUGAAUAAAUUAUUUAACGUGAUAGUCUUUUUAGGAUACUACAGAUCCAUUCACCCACCUGGUUGUAACUUAAGAAUUCCAGAGUAGCAUGCAGAACAUUAAACAGUAUCUAUGAUUAGGUUCAUUAUUAACAAGACUAAUCAACCACUUACUGUAUCCAUCACUAUUUCUACCAAAAUCUGCUGCUUAAAUGAUGCUGCACACCAUGCUUAAGACACACUUUUAUUAAAGAAGCCAAACACAUGUGCAUUGUUUAGACUAGUGCAGUCUUCUUAGUCUAUAUUCAAUGAUAUGCUUUAUGGGCGAUAUGCAAAUGCUUAUAUUCAAAACAGUAUCUAUAAAGCUGGUCCUGUUAGGUAACAGAUAACAUCAGUCGCCACAUACAUUAUUUUUUAUUUAUUUAUUUAUUUUUUUACAAAUACCAUGCCAGUAGAGUAGCACCAUUAAUUACACUAAAAACUGAGUGAAACUGUGAUAAAUGUAUGUUUGCACAGAAAUGAAAAUGUAUUUUGAUGUUUCUGCAUAACGAAACGAGUGAUGUGGAAAAGGUUUAGAUUUCGCAUUAGGACCAGUAAUAUAAUAAGAAGCAUGCCACCCCUGCUGCUGUGCGGUGGGGGGGGGUAUUAACCUUCCUUUCAAAUCCACUCCACUCUGUUUAGCACGGGGAGGAAGAAUGCAAUGCCCUGUUAAUGUCACACUUCCCCACUGUUUAAUACAUUUAUAAACUGGUGUUGUGUGGCAUGACAUUCCACAAAUGGAAUGGGUACAUUCAUACAUUAACUGCAGUGGUUACAUGGCUUUUUAUACUAUGUGAGCACAGAACAUACAACUCCACAACUAGGUCUAGUCUGUAUGGGAAAUUAAAACCUUUCCAAAAGCUUUUUAAAUCACAGUUCUCUUACUACUGGCAAAAAAAAACAUGAAACAUGAAGAAUUGUUGACUUAAAGUUUACCACGUACUGUUUUUGUGUCUCUAAUUCUGUGAUUUUUUUUAAAGUAUGUUUUUAAUCUUGCCUGUUUCGGGGUUAUUUCUGUUUUCUCUGUUUUCCUUGUUUCCUUUCUAAAUUUGAAGAUGUGUUUUAUUUUAGGUCAUUGAAAUAUGAAAUUGUAAUUUUGGAUUUUGAAGAUACAGGUUUAUGUAUAAAUGGUUAACCGUUUUUAAGGAUAUAUGAUUCUAUAUAUUAUGUAUAUAUGGCAUUUAAAGAGAAUAAACAUCUGCAGCUA